Messenger RNA from Oldenlandia corymbosa var. corymbosa, 2160 nucleotides. The record is from the annotation of a GenBank genome assembly. NCBI's taxonomy places the organism in Eukaryota, Viridiplantae, Streptophyta, Magnoliopsida, Gentianales, Rubiaceae.
AUGAGAAAGGAUUCAACCAUCAUGAUUGGACAGUUACCAGUGGUUGUUGAGAUAGAGCAGAAUCAAGAAAUUGCUUCCGAGGGAUCGAAUGGGCAGGCAAGCAACUCUAACAAAGCUGAGACUGUGCACUCGAAUACAUCCGAAGCUGCUGAAACAGAUGAUGACAUUGAACCGAAAUCAAGCUCUAAGAAGCAAGGUAACGAGAACCGCGACGCACAAUCUGAACGCAUGACAAAUUUCCAACUGAAAGCUCAGAACGAGAGGCUUCGCGCCGAGAACAUGAGUCUCCGGCAUACUCUUGCUACCGGAUGCUGCCCUAUUUGUGGCGAACAACAGGCUGUGCCACAUUCCCCUCUUGAAGCAAAUAAUCUAAGGUUGGAAAAUGAAAGACUGAGAGCCGAGAUUGCAAGGGGCACAGCGUAUCUUGCCCAGUUUGGAGGCAAUGAAUUUGCAAAUCAGAACAACAUAUUGCCUAAUCCUGCCCCGCCGGUCAUUGUUGGUAAUGCUGCUGCCAGAGAAGACAUUGAUUUCGGCGCAUUUGGUGGAUUAGGACAACCAGAAGUUGAAGGAGAUCUCCUUUUCGAGGAAGAUCUCUCAACUGUGCGUUUUAGUGCACCAGCAGCAGCAACAGCACCAGCAACGCCACCUAUAAAUGACCGGAGAAUGAUUACUGAACUCGCGAGUUCCGGAAUGAGUGAACUGAACCAGAUGUCAUUAGCUGGAUACCCAUUAUGGGUUCCGAGUAAUGAACAAAGGCAGCUUCUCCUUAAUGAAGAGAUUUAUUGCGAAAUGUUCCAAAAAGUAGCAAAUGGGAUGAGAACACCUUCUUCUUUUAAGCUCGAAGGAACCCAACACUCUGAGAUGGUUAUGAUGGAUUCCUUGCAUCUCGUCGAUGUUUUGAUGGAAAUGGAGAUGUUCUUAGCAAUUUUUAAAAGCAUUGUUUCAAAGGCCGAAAUCCUAGACAUCAUCACUGCUGGGCAAUCUGGAAACUAUGAUCAUUCCUUGCUUGUGAUGUCUGCGGAAUAUCAUGUCUUGACCCCCAUUGUCCCCACCAGAAAUAGCAUAUUUGCGAGACAUUGUAGAAAACUCGCCGAUGAUAUAUGGGUUGUGGUUGAUGUCUCCUUGGGUAACAAGUACGGCACAAGUCCAUCAAUCCCUAACUGCCACCGGAUGCCGUCAGGAUGUAUCAUCCAAUCCAUUCCAAGUGGUGGAUCCAGAGUAACAUGGAUAGAGCAUGUGGAGGUGGAAGAUGGAGGAGUUCAUCCAUUGGGGAAGCCUUUUGUUGAUUCCCUUCUUGCUUUUGGGGCUGAGAGAUGGGUUUCAGUUCUCGCUAGACAAUGUGAACGGCUUGCAGCUGUAUCCGUGAUUAAUUUCCCGCCUGAUGAUGUCAGCGAUGCUGUUGUAAGCAAUCCAAAGAUUAGGAAAGAUAUUAUGAAGCUGUCUGAAAGGAUGGUGUUAAGUCUUUGUAAGGGAGUAACAUCCUCAACUCCAUAUUCGUGGGUGAAUCAAUCAGCCAGAAAUGGAAAUGAUGAAAUCAAAUUCACAACAAAAACCACCCACAACAGCGAACCAGGCAAGCCCUUUUCGACUUUCUUAAGUGCCACAACCUUCUUCUGGCUUCCGCUCCACCAUAAAUUGGUGUUCGAGUUCCUCUCCGAUCAAAAUACUCGAAAACUGUGGGACGUUUUGGCAAGCACAGGAGAAAUUCAGGAAUUUGCUCGCAUAACCUGUGGCCAUGAAGUUGGCAACUUUGUAUCCAUGUUUCGAAUCCUUAAUGGUGAAAACAGCGGACCAGAACUGUUGGUUCUCCAAGAAUGUAGUACGGAUCCAACAUCGUCUUGCAUUGUUUAUGCACCAAUCGAAUCUCAAGUUGCAAGAAAGUUAUUGGUCGGUGAAAUGACAGAAAAAGUGGAACUCCUUCCAUCCGGAUUCACAAUUUAUCCAAGUGAAAAGCCAUCAUCACUAGCAACAAUAAUGAAUCCUCCGGGAGUUAGCGCCGGAGCGGCCGGAUCGUUAGUAACAAUGGUUUUCCAAAUUCUGGUCGAUCCUUCAAAUGAAACAUCCUGGUUUAACAUUAAUGGAUCUGUUGCCAUCCUAACCGAUCUUAUUGAGUCCACCAUGGAGAGGAUCAAAUCUGCAUUGCUUCCCAAUUUUCUCUAG